Molecule: messenger RNA, 4202 nt
Organism: Anopheles funestus (African malaria mosquito)
Lineage: Eukaryota; Metazoa; Arthropoda; Insecta; Diptera; Culicidae
Product: mucin-5AC-like
Exons: 3
Coding region: 1384-4122 (912 amino acids)
Source: RefSeq, a predicted model, not a curated record
GGUAGGAUAUGUAUUAUGUGAUGAUAGAAAUAAAACAAGAGCAGCAGGCAAACAUAAUGGGGUGUGCGAUAAAAGUGUGGUGAUGGUUUGAUGUUGCUUAUGCAAGAAUUGGGCAAACUGUUAACGGUCACACAUGUUUUAGUUAGACAGUUUUAGCAAUUGAAUCCCAAGCAAAGGAUAUAGAGUUUAAGAUUUAAGAUAAACAUCUUCAAGCGUGCUACAUUUAAGCGUUUUAUGUUUUCUCCGGUUCGACAGUUUGUGCCAGCCAUGUCUCUUUCUGCUAUAUACCUUAGCGAUCGCAACAUGCGUUAAUGUGAUUUUAAUGAAGUAAUAAAACGGCAAUUAGAUGCACACAGGUGAUCAAAAACGUGUUUAAACGCACGGUGUAUGCUGAAUGCUCAUGAUUUUGUUGCGAAUAGCUAUUUACAUUGUAUUAAACCGCUUUGAAGCAGCUGAAACCGACGGUACGAGGGGGCACAUAAUAUUGAACAUAGAUAGAAGCUAUAAUAUCAUCAAUUUAUCAACACUUAUGAUGUGAUGGGGUGUGCUCUUUUGCUUCAUUUUUUCGAUCCUUAAAGCUUUAACGAAAGUUAUCCAACAAGUAAAGAAAUGUAGAAAUGAACGAUAAUAAGCGGUGAAUUACUUCUUAUUAACACUUUCUGAAAAAUAUACUUCAUCAUGACGAUACGAGAAGAAAUGAAAUCAUUUCCUGUAAUCGGUGACACUUUAUCAGAUAAAAGUUCCAAACUUGCCAGUCACCUUUCGACUGAAACCGUAAAACACUGUGAGAACGAACCAAUGAUUCGUAAAUCCGGUACAAUUUUCUUGCUGUUUUGCUGUUCCGAAACAGGACAAACCGGAAAGUAUAUCCCGUAAUGGUUUGUUAAAACAAGGUGAGAAAGGUGCAUUUCGAUCGGCAUCUGUUGUUUUUUGUUUGGCAAGCGCAAUCAAUUAACUAAUUAAUUAAUCAGGAUUCAGAUGUAUGGGGGAAAAACACUUCAAUCCAGAGGAAAAAGUGUUCAAAUUUCGAUGGUUUUCGGUUUGAGCAGGAGUGAGUUGAAAUGUACUUUAAUUUUAAAUGUAGGUUUUACGCCUCUUCAGGCAUUUAGUCUAAAAACAAUAAAUAUUUUUUUUUGCUUUUUUUCUUUAAUGGAAUUUACAACAUUAGUGUGAAAUAUAUAAUACUUUUAAAAUGAUGUGAAAAAUAAAUUUAAAACAAAAUCAUAAAAAAGCUAUUCAAUUACCGUUGAAUAUUGUUGUUCAACGCACGGUCAGUUCAUUAAAGUCAAAUUAAGGUUGCUCACAAAAAAGUCAUAUAAGAAACAACGAGCUACGAUUUUCGAUCAGUUUUAUCGUUCCAGUAGUAUCGCCGAAACUACAGCAAUGCGACUAGCAAUUGGCUUUAUAUUUAUUACCACUUGUAUCAUUUACAUGGUACAAGCCGAACGUGGCAGAACACACGAAUCAUCAAGAGAUGUUACUACCAGUGUACCGACGAGAAAGAGAUGGUUUGAUAAAUUGAAAACAGUUAUUGAAAAGAGAGUAGAGAAGAAAACCACAACCACAACUACAACGACAACAACUACUACGAAAAAACCUUCCAAAACUACUAAACCGAAAGCAACAAAGAAAACGACUACAAUGAAGACAACGACACCUCCAAAAACUACUACCACAAGGCCUACCAGAACUACCAGAAAUAGAUUAACGACAUUAGCGAGAGUUGUAGUUACUACGCCAAGUCCGAUAACUACUACGUUUAAACCGAUAACGACUAAAAUGCCGGAAGUUACUACAACUACAAUCGUCCCAUCCACGACAACUACUACAGUCCCAACCACCACCAGCAUACGUUCUACUGCAUCGACUACUUCAAUUAGUACUACUAGUUCGACAACGACAACACCAACCACAACAACAACUGUCCCUACUACUACUGCUCCUACUACUACCACUCCCACAACUACUACUCCUACAACUACUACAACAACAACUACAACUCCUACAACUACCACAACAACAACUACAACUCCUACAACUACCACUACAACAACUACUACUCCAACAACGACUACUUCAACAACUACGACUCCCACAACUACUACCACCACUACAGCCAAAACAACAACUCCAACAACUACUGCUCCUAUAACUGCUGCUCCUACAACAACUACUCCUGCGACUACACCCUCUACCACUACUACAACAACUUCUACUACUGCUGCUCCUACGACUACUACCCCAGCGACUACUACACCUACUACUACUACCACUACCACAGCAGCACCCAUUACAACAACUACCACUACGCCUACUACAACAACUACCAGUAUUCCUACUACAACGACAUCGACUACUACUACUAAUCCAACCACAACCACUACUUUGAUGACUACGACAUCUAAAAUGGCACCUACCACCAGCACACUAACGACUACGACGGUGAAGACAACAAUUCCAAUAUUUACCUCUUCAACCAUUAAACCAGGACCAGGUCCAAACCGAAAUGAUAAUGGAAAUGGAAAUGGAAAUGGAAAUGGAAAAGGUAAUGAAAAUGGAAAAGGAAACGGAAAUGAAAAUGACAAUCGAAAUGGAAAUGGAAACGGUAGACCACGAGGGCGAGAUUAUUACAUAAGUAUCACCACCGGAUUGUUCGUGUUUGCCCUAUGGGCGGUGUAUGUGAUAGAUGCGCACGGAAAAAAAUCAUAUCUGGAUGACGAUACGGUUGCAUCGAUAGACAUUGCCAAGGGAUGGAUCAAAAUCUACUUCAAAAUACAACCUAGCGUGCAGAGACGGACCACCAUAAGGAGGAUACGCACCUCGGCACUUCCCACACUGAGGACGAUUAAGCCAAUAACUACGAGGAAGAAUUUUCCUGGACCACCCACCAAGACCACACAGAAGAGCGUUGGGACCACGACAAAGUCAGGAGGUUUUACAACCAAGAUGAUGACCACAACUGGAAAAUCGAUGACAACCACAACUUCCACGACUAAAGUCUCAACUCCUGUACCGAUGACAACGACUAAGAUAACCUCUACAGUAACCGCUUCUGCAACAACGAGCAAGCCAACAACUUCAGCCGCUACUGUUCCAACAACGACGACUAAAGCAACAAUUACCUCCUCAACUGUUCCAACAACGACGACUAAACCAACAACUACUGUACCGGUGACAACGACUAAACCUGCGACUACCUCGACAGCUGCAUCGACCACUACUUCCACCAGUACUGUACCAACGACAACGACUAAACCUACGACAACCUCGACAGCUGCAUCGACUACUACUUCCACCAGUACUGUACCAACGACAACGACUAAACCUACGACUACCUCAACGGCUGCGUUGACAUCUACUUCUACCAGUACUGUACCAGCGACAACGACUAAACCUGCGACUACCUCGGCGGCUGCAUCGACCACUACUUCCACCAGUACUGUACCAGCGACAACGACUAAACCUUCGACUGCCUCAACGAUUGUAUCGACAUCUACUUCCACCGGUUCCGUUCCUACAACAACGGCCCUGCCGACCACUACAACUAUUUCCACUACCUCGGCCACACCAAUAACUACAACGGUUGCAGCUACUACAACCUCAACGACUAAACCAUCGGGCACUGGAGCGGGCACAAUGGCCGCUGCAGUAAUAAAUACCACACCGACAACGACGACGACUCAGGUCAGUACCAUCACUAAUGACAACAGCUUGCAAAAAUCUACCCCCAUGACGGAUAAUGUUGAUCCUUUUGCUUCCUUACAAACAUCCGGUUACACUACCAUCGCCACUGCAACCACUCCCAUCCCAAACAGAGUUCCGGUGACGACUACUUCAGCUACGCAGAUUAUUCCAGCUACUAAUGGCGUGAAUGCUGACGUCCUUUCGAGUUCGGUGGAAUACUAUUACGACGAUGAGGAGGAGGAACUGGGCGGUGAGCUAGUCAUCACUACCACAGCAGUAACCAACAGCCCAGCACCGAGUGCAGGCGAUAAGAAGCACAAAAAGAAAAACAAAAAGAAGAAGAACAAGAACAAGAACAAGAAGAAUAAGAAUGAAAAGAAAAACAAUGGCAAUCAUCUGGGGGUGGACAAGCAAUCGAAGACUGCACCCGGGAACUAGCUCCAGUUGGUGGUGAUACGCUCUGUUCAAUAAAUGGCUCUUACUUUUUUGUUUGGCGAUGCACAAAACCAUUAAACCCG